Molecule: messenger RNA, 1710 nt
Organism: Lodderomyces margitis
Lineage: Eukaryota; Fungi; Ascomycota; Pichiomycetes; Serinales; Debaryomycetaceae
Gene: ALG6
Product: dolichyl-P-Glc:Man(9)GlcNAc(2)-PP-dolichol alpha-1,3-glucosyltransferase
Exons: 1
Coding region: 1-1710 (569 amino acids)
Biological process (GO): protein N-linked glycosylation
Cellular component (GO): endoplasmic reticulum membrane
Molecular function (GO): dolichyl pyrophosphate Man9GlcNAc2 alpha-1,3-glucosyltransferase activity
Source: RefSeq, a predicted model, not a curated record
AUGGCCAAAGCGAAGAAGAAAUCAGCCAAGCAAGAGAAGCCAACCUAUUCUCCUCAUGUGCAGUCCAAAACCUCCAAAACCUCCAAAACCUCCAAAACCUCCAAAACCUCCAAAACUAAGUCGACUACUGCUACUGCUCCAAGUCAAUUGAAAAGUAUAUUUGUCAAUUCACCAGUCUAUGAUUUAUUGCAUUAUUUUGAAAAAGCACCCGAUCAAUGGGCAGCUAGAUACAUUCUCAUUUUAAGUUCAAUUAUACUACGAACUGCAGUGGGUCUUGGUGGCCAUUCUGGCUACAAUAAGUCACCAAUGUAUGGCGACUUUGAAGCACAGCGACAUUGGAUGGAAUUGACAAUCAAUCUACCAAUUUCUGAUUGGUAUUUCUUUGAUCUUCAAUAUUGGGGGUUGGAUUAUCCGCCAUUAACGGCUUACCAUAGUUGGAUAUUGGGUAAGUUGGGCUCAGUUAUAAAUCCAACGUGGUUUACAUUGAACUCCUCACGAGGAAUGGAAACAAAUGACUUGAAGUUUUUCAUGAGGAUCACCAGUAUUAUCAGUGAAUUGGUUUGUUAUAUUCCAGGGGUUUUGUUGCUAGCAAAUAUAUUUGGAAAAAAAUUCAAUUUAAGUCGGAUGGAUCAAAUAAUCUUUGCCUUGAUUAUUUUAACGCAACCACAUUUAAUCUUGAUUGAUCAUGGGCAUUUUCAAUACAAUUCUGUAAUGUUGGGUUGCUUUGUUUACGCAAUCAUUGAAUUGGCGCAAAAUCAUUUGGUGAUGGCUAGCAUAUGGUUUGUUAGCUGUAUCAAUUUUAAGCAAAUGGGAUUAUAUUAUUCCGUAUUUAUCUUUUUUUACAUUUUGAGUCAGUUGAGAGGUUUCAAAGAUUUGGUAUCGGUGGGGUUGUCCGUCGUUGCCACUCAAUCGGUAUAUUUGCUUCCUUUUGCUUCGCAUUUGACGACAACAUUGCCACAAAUUAUCCAUCGUGUAUUCCCGUUCAAUCGUGGGUUAUUUGAAGAUAAAGUUGCCAAUUUCUGGUGCACAACUAAUGUGUUGGUCAAGUAUCGAGACUUGGUUUCUUCAUCACAACUUUCAAAGCUAGCAUUAGCAGCUACAUUAUUAUCCAUUGUUCCCAUUAAUAUGUACAUUUUUUACAAAUUGAGGAAACUGUCUUCUUCUCCUUUAUCAUCAUCAUCAUCGACAACAGCAGAGAGUGACGAUGCGGGCAACAAUACCAGUAACAACGACAAGAUACGUAUCUCAGCAAUGUUGUAUGGAUUUUCCUAUAAUGCAUUGUCGUUCUAUUUAUUUUCUUAUCAGGUUCAUGAGAAAUCGAUCCUCCUUCCAUUAUGUCCUAUUUUAUUACUUCUUUUGAUUAACCCUCGUGACAUCACAAUUAUUCAAUGGAUCAAUAACGUGGGUACAUUCAGUUUAUACCCUUUGCUUAAAAAGGAUGGUUUGGUGUUGCAAUACUUUAUUACAGGUGCAUUAAUUAAUUGGUUAAUUGGGUUUAAACAUGUGAUUCCAUCAAGGAAACAAUUUAAUUUAAACAAUUUGGUAAUUAUAGCAACCUAUGCAGCCAUGAUAUUUUAUCAUGUCAUUGACUUCACUUAUGAUCCACCGGCAAAGUAUCCCGACUUGUGGGUAAUUUUAAACAUUGCCAUUUCGUUUGCAGCUUUUGGUUACACCUGGUUGUGGUUGAUUUAUAAGAUAGUUAAAUUGUGA